This is a messenger RNA of Caenorhabditis elegans, 309 nucleotides long. RefSeq names its product DUF148 domain-containing protein (gene C55A1.4). Lineage: Eukaryota; Metazoa; Nematoda; Chromadorea; Rhabditida; Rhabditidae. The record is from RefSeq and is marked reviewed. The transcript has 2 exons. The coding region runs from base 1 to 309 and encodes 102 amino acids.
AUGUUCAAGCAACUGUCUAUCGUUCUGGUUGUCUUCGCAGUGAUGGCUCAUGCCACGAUGAACCUUCCAAGUCAAGAGGAGUACAACGCCGAAAUGAAAUCAGCUGGAAUGUCGCAAAGUUCGAUUGAUGGCUUGAACAACCUGAGCCAAAAGUUUGUGAGCCAAUACCCAGUCGUUCAGUCCAACAAAUCGGCAGCAGAUAAAUUUAUGGCCGAGUACACUACCGAAGCGCAAAACUUUGUCAAAUCAAUGCCCGUGGAAGAUCAGAAGAUUUAUGCAGAGAGUCUUAAGAAAUAUGGGCUUAUCUAA